Molecule: messenger RNA, 854 nt
Organism: Didymodactylos carnosus
Lineage: Eukaryota; Metazoa; Rotifera; Eurotatoria; Philodinida; Philodinidae
Source: the annotation of a GenBank genome assembly
UGGGGUUGUGGUGACACAGCGUUUUUUGAAUGUGGACGCGCUUCAAUAAAAACAUAUUUAAAAUAUGUACCAAAUGUUAAUGAUGAACAAGUUUUCAUGAUGAUCUAUUAAGCUUAUAUGGUAUAGCAUAUCAAGAUUAUAAAAAGAUAUUUGAAGAUGCUCCAAUACUACCACCGAAUUGUCAUUUGACAUCUUAUGGUGUUCAAUUUAUUCGUCAACCUCAAUAUGAAUCCAUUAUAAAUCAGAAAAAUAAUGAUGAGUCGAAUACAUCUGAUGCUGAUGUUAAUGUUGAUAUAGAUACCGGUACUAAUACUGCAUCUAAUCAACCGUUAUUAAACUAUUUAGAUAUGCCAAAUGAUGCAGAAAAUCGUGCAUCCGCUGUUGUUUUAGUUCAAUCAAAUUGUGAUGAUGAUAAAACAGCAUCAACAGCGGAAAUUCGUGAUGAUGAAAUAUCAAUUGAUGAUCGAAUAACUUAUACUAUUGCUGAUACAAAUACAUCAUCAUCAAGUAAUACGAAGGAUAUUGAUUUUUCGAGUCAAAAACCUAUAUCAGUGUCGUAAGUUGUUUUUGAUGUUUUUGAAUUGAAGUGUGAUAUUCGGAAAAUUUAUUGUUUUCGAUGAGUAGUUGUUGUGACUAGGACUGUAAAAGUUACCGUUACUUCUUCUGCCGUUAUCGACAACGGUAACUGAAAAGUCAGUUACCGUUGAAAUAACGGUAACUAUCAGUUAGUUAACUUUGUGUUAACUAUUUCAGAAAUAUCCAGACAGUGGCUUAAAAUGGCUUCCAAAUAGGGGCGGAACCAGGGGUGGGCUAGACCGGGCACCGGGAGAAAGAAAAAAUAAUUAUGUCCACUA